Messenger RNA from Scylla paramamosain (green mud crab), 2676 nucleotides. Its product is annotated as organic cation transporter protein-like. Gene Ontology annotation, biological process: transmembrane transport. Gene Ontology annotation, cellular component: membrane. Lineage: Eukaryota; Metazoa; Arthropoda; Malacostraca; Decapoda; Portunidae. The record is from RefSeq and is a predicted model, not a curated record. Bases 223 to 2031 code for a protein of 602 amino acids. The transcript is spliced from 11 exons. Gene Ontology annotation, molecular function: transmembrane transporter activity.
CUUAGUCAUCCAGCAGUACCCUGACCGCCGCACACGCGUGCACUAUGGCCUAAUUACACUCCAGUAGUAGACCAUCUGAACACCCAAGCGGUGAUAGGCGUUUUUUUACUGUAGUGCAGCUUUCGUGGUGACCCGUUUCCUUGAAUCCCAUAUUUUUAUCAGACUCGCGUGACGGUUUCCCAUCGGCAGUUCUUCAAAGUCGAUUAAUCUGCUGUGUUUCCAAUGGAGUCAGAGUAUGUUGACUUCGACGACGUGUUGCCCUACGUGGGAGAGUUCGGUACCUACCACUGGCUACUGUUCUUCGGUCUCGCUCCUGCCUCCUUUAACCUGGCGCUCAUCUACUUCGUGCAGUUCUUCAUCACUCUCACGCCCGACUACUGGUGUGCUGUGGAGGCCCUGAAGGACGCUGGUCUUAGUGCAGAGGAAAGGCGCAACUUCAGUGCUGUCAUCGAGCUGAACUCCCAGGGUGAGGAAGAGAGGAGCCGUUGUAAAAUUUACGAUGUUGACUAUGUGGCUCUGAUGAAGGCGGGCGUGAGGACGGCCAACACAUCGUGGCCGUCUCGAGACUGCCAGGCAUGGGAGUACAACCUUACAACAGCAGGAAACUACCACAGCAUUGUCUCAGAGCUGAACUGGGUGUGUGACAAGGACUGGUACGCGACGCUGGCCCAGUCCAUGUUCUUCAUCGGGGCGGUGUUCGGCGGGCUGCUCUUUGGAUGGGCGGCGGACAGGUACGGUCGGGUGCCCGCGAUGGUGGCCACAAACAUCCUUGCCGCGCUCGCCUCGCUACUGACGGCGCUCUCCACCUCCUUAGCAGACUUCCUCGUGUACAGGUUCCUAGCUGGCAUGACCUUCGACAACAUCUUCGUCAUGAUGUAUGUGCUAGUAUUGGAGUACGUGGGGCCUCUGCGCCGCACUUUGGUGGCCAAUCUUGCUAUCGCGCUCUUCUACAUGGGGGCCACCGUGGCGCUGCCGUGGCUGGCGGUCUGGGUGGCUAAUUGGCGCCUCCUCACUGCCCUUGCCUCCGUGCCUAUGAUUGUCUCCUGCAUCGCUCACUGGGUCCUACCGGAGAGCGCUCGUUGGCUCUUGUCUCAAGGCCGAGUAGAGGAAACGAUCAAGAUUCUGAAGAGCAUUGCUAACCUGAACGGUCGAAUCAUCCCUCCUAAUAUGGUGCAGGGCCUCAGGAGGACCGCCCUGCAGGAGUUAGAAGACACGAAAACCAAAGACCUCUCAGCGUCAAUCCUGGACCUCUUCAAGACUCCAAGGCUGCGCCGCAUCACCAUCGCUGCCAGCGUCCUGUGGAUGUUACUGAGCAUUGUGUACGACGGCCACGCGAGGAACGUAGCUAAUCUCCCUAUGGACGUGUUCAAUGCCUUCACUAUUGCCUCAGCCACGGAGCUUCCCGCUGACCUCCUCCUCAUCGCCACUCUCGACCGCUGGGGGCGUCGCUGGUUGGCCUUUGGUACCCUUGUGUUCUCUGGUUUCUUCAGCAUCCUCACCCUCGCCUUUCCAGACGAUCCCUUGGCCGUGGCGGUGCUGGCGAUCAUCGGGAGGUUCUGCGUCAACAUCACCUACAACAUCGGCCUGCAGUACGCCGCCGAGCUGCUCCCGACUGUAGUGCGGGCGCAGGGUGUCGCUGGCGUGCACAUAGCCGGUUACGUGGCCGCCCUCUUGUCACCAGUCAUCGUGUACAUGGGCUCGAUCAACAAGUUCAUCCCUCUGGUGGUCCUGGGCGUGGCCGCCGUGACCGGGGGUUGCAUCGCCCUGCUGCUGCCGGAGACGCUACACAGAGACUUGCCUCAGACGCUCGCAGACGGAGAGCAGUUCGGCAAGGACCAGAAAUUCUGCUACUUCCCUUGUAUCGCGGAGGACACGCAACCCACGCAUCCAUUAAGCCUCGGAGAGAUUGGACAGCAACCGUCUUUCAUCCGCCACCGGUCCAGCCUAAGAGCUUCCCUGCGUGGCGAGACCUACCGCUCCUCCCUCAUCAAGCACCGCAGAGAGGUCAUCUACUUACCCAUGUUGGACUGAGAUACCCCCUUUCGGUCCGCUCCAGCCCUCCAACCAAUGCAGAGACGGUCUGGGGUAUCGAAAAGCACACAUUUGCUUUGCUUUCUCAUCACGACUAUUUUCAAAGGCCACAGAGAUGAUUGCCGGGUUUUCAAGAGUGUUUCGCCUGUUAACAAUGUAGAAAUAUUGUUAAUUUUAUCAUUAGAACUAAAAAAAAAAAACACCUUAAAAACCCGUGUAUCUUCAACUAGAGCCUUUUGAAUGCAGUAGAGGUGCAGCUCAGAAAUGUUUCAGAAUAAUGGGUGUCACAUUGCACCAUUAUAGUAUGCUUGGGUGGUAGUAAUGCACGUAACGUAGAACAAAAGCAAAGUAGCAGGCGAUUUUCAGUUGAUGGUAAUUGUGGUGGUGACAGUUCAGGAGUUAUGGAGAUGGUGGUGGUGGUGGUGAAAUUAAGCGGUCACUCUCUGCACUUCCUCUCCUUUUUUUUCUUUUUUCUUUUUUUCCUGUUUGGUUUGGUUUUAUUUUCUUGUAUUUUGUUUUAUUUUAUUUUAUUUCUUGUUUUGUUUUAGUUUGUUUUGUUUCUUCUGGAACAAUUUCCCGAGCAUUCUGUGUGGGGAAAAUUUCGUGGUAUAAUUUCAUCAUAAAUGAAAAGAACUCAAUCCUAAU